Molecule: messenger RNA, 1955 nt
Organism: Ricinus communis (castor bean)
Lineage: Eukaryota; Viridiplantae; Streptophyta; Magnoliopsida; Malpighiales; Euphorbiaceae
Exons: 4
Coding region: 219-1511 (430 amino acids)
Source: RefSeq, a predicted model, not a curated record
CCGGUAGUAACAGUAACAGUAUCAAAUGUCCCUAACACAAAAUGUCCUCUUUUUAAUUCCAGACGCACGAGGAUACAUACGUCUUUUUAACACUCCUCUCCCUCUCUCUCUUUAACGCCAUCAUCAGCACCCUCUUCAUCUUCUGUUCACUCACCUCACUCACUCACCACUGUUUUCUUCCUUCCUUCCUUCCUUCCUUCUAAACCCACCAAAACCCAAUGUCUACCAGAAUUCAAUCCCAUCAGCUCAAAAAUGGCCUCCUAGUCUCCGGAAGACCAGACCACCAGCUCAAAGAGAAGCCCCCCACUAUGGCUUCCCGCUCCGUCCCCUACACUGGCGGUGACAUUAAAAAAUCUGGGGAGCUUGGCAAAAUGUUUGACAUCCCUGUCCUUCUCGAUCAGCCCUCCCCUCCUCCUAUACCGAAGCAGCCCUCCCGCCCUUCUUCCUCUUCCCAGCACAACAGCGGAUCCGUUCGAUCCGGCCCCAAUUCCGGUCCUUUCAAGAAAUCUUCGGGCCCCAUGCCUCUCCAGCCCACCGGUCUCAUCACUUCCGGCCCUUUGGGUUCUGGUCCGCUCCCUCCUGCCCACCGGAGAUCCGGUCAGCUCGACCAUACCGCUUCCGGGGUUGGAUCCGCCUCUAGUAAGGCUCUCUAUGGCUCCGCAGUCACCAGCUUUACGGAGGAUGUCAAGGUCGGUUUCAGGGUUUCGAGGCCAGUGUUCUGGGUAGUGCUGGUGGUGAUAGCUAUGGGUUUGCUCGUGGGGGCCUUCCUCAUGGUAGCUGUUAAGAAAGCGAUCAUCUUGGUCGCGGUGGGGGCGAUUUUGGUGCCGGUAGUUGUGGGACUUGUUUGGAAUUGCGUAUGGGGAAGGAGGGGGCUGUUAGGGUUUGUUAGGAGGUAUCCCGAUACUGAGCUUAGAGGUGCUAUUGAUGGUCAGUACGUCAAGGUCACUGGGGUUGUCACUUGUGGCAGUAUACCCUUGGAAACAUCUUACCAGAGGGUAUCCAGGUGUGUAUAUGUUUCCACAGAGUUGUACGAAUAUAGGGGAUGGGGUGGAAAAUCUGCACAUGCCAAGCACCGUUUCUUCUCAUGGGGAUCUAGAUAUUCAGAGAAAUAUGUGGCUGAUUUUUACAUAUCAGAUUUCCAAUCUGGACUAAGAGCAUUGGUGAAGGCAGGCUAUGGGGCUAAGGUUGCUCCAUUCGUGAAACCAUCUACAGUAGUGGAUGUAAAGAAUGAGAAUAGAGAUUUAUCUCCAAGCUUCUUACGCUGGCUAGCUGAUCGCAGCCUAUCCAGUGAUGACCGGAUUAUGCGUCUCAAAGAAGGGUAUAUCAAAGAAGGGAGCACUGUAAGUGUCAUGGGUGUUGUGCGACGCCAUGAUAAUGUGCUGAUGAUAGUUCCACCGCCAGAGCCUGUCUCAACAGGUUGUCAAUGGUUCCAAUGCCUCCUGCCAACUUAUGUUGAAGGUCUUGUUUUGACAUGUGAUGAUACUCAAGAUGCCGAUGUAGUUCCUGUGUAGACAUCCCAUAAUCUUGUGUUCUCUCUUGAACUUGAUUUCACAAGGAAAUACUGGGAAGGGUGCCGAGCAAUGGAAUCAUCAGGCACCGGAAGCCUCAUUCUCUUUGUUUCCAGGUAUUAGAAGUGCAUAUAAAAUGCCAUAAAGAGUUCAGAGCGACAGGGACUGAAGAUCAUGCAUUAGUAUAAUCUAGUGACAUGGGAUAACAUGCUUUGGAGAUUGUGACAGGUAUUCACUAGAUAAAAAAGAAUAUAGAGGUAGCUGCGCAAAGAAGCUGUAAAGUAGAGUGUUGUAUCAUGGUGAUGGUGGUGGUAAGCAUUUUGAUUUUGGCUGAAAUGUGUAUAUAUAUAAGUUAGGAGAGUUGCCCAGAGGGGGUUCUGGAGGAAAUGGUUGCUUUGCUUACUUUGAAUGAACUCGAUUUUAUUAUGGCAAGUAAUAUUUUGUCUA